Messenger RNA from Naegleria gruberi, 1422 nucleotides. RefSeq lists its product as uncharacterized. Bases 1 to 1422 code for a protein of 473 amino acids. The transcript has a single exon. The record is from RefSeq and is a predicted model, not a curated record. NCBI's taxonomy places the organism in Eukaryota, Heterolobosea, Eutetramitea, Acrasida, Naegleriidae.
AUGGAAUACAACUAUCAUGCCGCAACAGUAUGGUCAGCAUAUGAAUCAGAUUCAUCAAACUCUACUGCUCCAUUACUUCUCGUUCCAUAUGAUAUGAGAAUGAGUUCAAUGGAUACAAGUUGUGGUAAUAAUUUGGAAAAUUUGAAUGAGGAAGAUGGAAUGAUUGGUGUAUGCACUGGAGAAUUGAGUGAAAGUGAAGAAUUUCCUUUCAUUCAAUUGAUUUUUAGAGAUUCUGUCAGAAUUGAAAGAAUGAUUAUUGGAGCUUGUUCUCUUGAUGUUUGGGGAAAUGAAUAUUUGCAAGGUUGUCAAGUUCAAUAUCUUACAAAGGGCAAUGAAUGGCAACAUUUGGCAAUUAUUUCAUUGGAUGGUGACAAUCCAGAUUGUGAAAUUAUUCUCAAAUCACCAAUUGAAACAAACUCAAUUCGUGUCAAGACAGAUUCUGAAUAUAUUGGAUUAGGAAAGUGGAAAUGUUUUGGACAAGUAGUUGGUAAUGUAACGAGAGGUUUAGAUAUAGAAAAGUUUCCACUCGAUCAAAGUGGAACAUCUUUUAUUGACAUGAUUUCAAUUCCAUAUAGAGUCAAGAUGAGCUCCAAGUUUGCAAAUACUGAGAAUACCUUUGCUUCACUCGUGGAUGCUUCUGAUUUAUCAGUUGGUGCUGCUACAAAUAAUGAUAUCAAUAGCUAUAUUGAAGCAGUGUUUUUGACACCUGCUCAACCUAUUACUCAUAUUGCAAUCAAUUCACUUACAAAGAAGGAUUGGGGUGUCAAGUAUUCCCAUAACCUUUUACUUGAAUAUUCUGAUAAUGGAGUUGAUUGGAAGGUACUUCAAAAGUUGACUGAUGUGCAUGAUAAAUCGGCUCCUAUUUCACUUGCACAGGCAGUUGUUUCAACUCAUUGGAGAGUAAGGAGAGUUGAAGAAGGUUAUGUAGCUUUGGGGUUGUUUAAAUUCUACACAUACCAUCACAUGUAUAAUGAAUCGGUUGCUCCAAGUCAACCAACAAUUUCCAAACCACUCACCUAUACUAUUACCAUGUCAGAUGCCGAUGAAUCGUUAACAAAUACUUAUCAGUCAUUACAAGACCCUUCUGGAAAAUCUAGUGGAGCAGGCACUCUUGCUUCAAAUAGUCCAUUCAUUCAAAUCUCGUUUGAUAGAGUGUACAAGUUGGUUUCAUUGGAUAUUAGACCAAUCAGAAAGCCAGAUUGGGGCACAGCCUACUUGUCACCAUGUUGUAUCAAGUACUCUGAGAAUGGUACUAAAUGGUUUGAUUCUGUAUCUUUGAGUAAUAUCAGUCAAGAGUUGACCACCAUUGUAUUGGAUAAUAUAUCUGCAAAGCAUUUGAGAAUUGUUAAGGAACCUAAUGAAGAGGAAGAAGAAGAAGAGAGCUAUAUUGGAGUUGGUUCUUUAAUUGUUCGUGGUUUUUAA